Molecule: messenger RNA, 201 nt
Organism: Rhodotorula graminis WP1
Lineage: Eukaryota; Fungi; Basidiomycota; Microbotryomycetes; Sporidiobolales; Sporidiobolaceae
Product: glycoside hydrolase family 23 protein
Exons: 3
Coding region: 1-201 (66 amino acids)
Source: RefSeq, a predicted model, not a curated record
AUGAGCUGGGUCGUUCUCGGGCUCAAGUGGUACGAGAACCUGAGCUACUCGGGCGCGACGGCCGCUCAGUGGAGCGGGUGCUGCCUGUGCCAGAACAAUCUGGACUACCUGUACCAGAUGACGAACGGGUGGCUCAUGGGCCGCACCGGGUACGAGAUGGGCUCUUACCACAACCUCAAGGUGUGCGGGCACCAGGACUAG